GGUAUUCAACAGACGGUCUAAGUAAUUGCUAAAAUGAACUAUUUGGAUCUGGAUUCAUUUCGUUCGAGAUAUAGCGAUAUAACGGUAACUGCCGUGCCCACACAGAAAUCGAACUGUAAUCAACCGACCAAGGACAAUAGUGAUGCAGUCGAGCAAAAAUCUUUUGAGACUCCUGAGGAGCUGGCACCGCAUGUGGAAAUCAUACCCGUAGGUCCGUCUUCAGCAGCUGCCAGGCAACAAUUGCACAACAAGCAACAGCAGCAACAAGUGCAAAUGCAGCUGCAACAAAAAGUGGCACAGGAUGCGGUUGCAUAUGCCAUAGAAUACAAACAGGUGUUGGCCAAGUUGGAGUACACCAAAUAUGUCCAGGCUCAACUGCUGUUGUCAAUGUCAACCGGAAUGGGGGCAAGCACAACAGAAUCCCAUAAAGUGGUCAAUAUUAAGGAUGCCUAUGCCAAUCUGUUGAGCGUUAUUGCUGAAAUGCAUAGCAAUUUAGCACCAACAACAAUUGGUUUGCGGGCUCCAAAGGAGCGUCUGUUGCGGGACAUUGCACAGGCACGUGUCCUUGUUCGGGAGUGUUCACUGUUGCUCAUGCGCGACCAGCAGCAACAACAAUACGAAGAGUGACGUCAGCAAGCGACGCUUAAAUUAUUUCCAACUUUGCUUUACUAUUCCACAUAAUAAAACAUAAGGCUGAAAACUG
Molecule: messenger RNA, 703 nt
Organism: Drosophila innubila
Lineage: Eukaryota; Metazoa; Arthropoda; Insecta; Diptera; Drosophilidae
Exons: 2
Coding region: 34-627 (197 amino acids)
Cellular component (GO): nucleus; cytoplasm
Source: RefSeq, a predicted model, not a curated record